CAGCCGUGGGCCGGAGCCGAGUUCUCCCUCCCAGGUAAACCUGGCGAGGCCUGCGUUCCCUUAGGUCAUUGACUCGAGAAGACUACUUGCCUGAGACUGGCGAGGCUGGAUGGGAAUUGUAGUCUUCCUGGGACUUGUAAAUUCCUUAAUCUAUUUUUCGCUCUCAAGAUACGAAAACGCAGCACUCCAAUCCAUAUCUGUUGACGUGUAUAAACGCACGUAGCUCUUCCAUUUAUCAACGGGGUUGCGUGAGAAUCGUGCCUGCUUCCGGCGUCGGAAGCUCCAUUCCAUAAGACUACAGUUUCCAAGGAUCACUGUGGCGAAGGCCUUUCGAUCCGCAAUGCAUGCUGGAAAUGGUAGUUCCCCCCCCCCCACUACCUUUUUAUUUACCUAAACUGCAUACUUCCAUUACGGCGGAAAGGGUGAGGAAACGGGGCCUCUACUUGCGACAGUUAUAGGCACUGUCUUGCGCUCAUAUUCGGGCCUCAGUGGCAUUCUGACCCUAGUUCAGCAAUCACUAUGACGUAAUAGGCCGCAACGGAAGCGUAGAGGUGAAGGGGCGGACAGCUCAUGGAAGGCGCGUGAGAAUUCUUUCUCUUCCGUCUCUUUUGAUUACGCAAGAGAGGACAGAAUGGCUGACCAAUCGGAAGCUCCGAGAGUCUCUCGGCUCCUUAGGCCCCGCCCCUAGGAAACGUGUUUUGAUCUCAUUUUCUGAGAAGCUCUAGCUCAGCGGCGGAAUGGUUUCCGUGGAGACAGAAAAGCGCGGGAAUUACAGAAAAAUUGAAAUUGCGAUUGCGCGCCCUGAACUCUCAGAGGCUUUCUGGAUCGAGGAUCUUCUAGAGGAUCUUUUCAGAAAACUGGGCCCCUGGCUCUUGGAAGCCUAGGCGAUCUGCUCUGGGUAAAAGUGAGAGCGCUCUGGGGCAGGAAAAGGGGCCCAAGAGGACACUUAAAAUCUGUGUGUAAAGUUCAUUGGAACAGGAAGAAAUGGAUUUAUCUACAGAUCGAAUUGAAGAAGUACAAAAUGUUCUUAAUGCUAUGCAGAAAAUUUUAGAGUGUCCAAUCUGUCUGGAGUUAAUCAAAGAGCCUGUUUCCACAAAAUGUGAUCACAUAUUUUGCAAAUUUUGUAUGCUGAAACUUCUCAACCAGAAGAAAGGGCCUUCACAGUGUCCCCUGUGUAAGAAUGAUAUAACCAAAAGAAGCCUACAAGAAAGUACAAGAUUUAGUCAACUUGUUGAAGAGCUAUUAAAAAUCAUUCAUGCUUUUGAACUUGACACAGGAUUGCAGUUUGCAAACAGUUAUAACUUUUCAAAAAAAGAAAAUAAUUCUCCCGAACAUCUGAAGGAGGAAGUUUCUAUCAUCCAAAGUUUGGGCUACCGAAAUCGUGCCAAAAGACUUAGACAGAAUGAACCUGAAAAUUCUACCUUGCAGGAAUCCAGUCUUAGUGUACAACUCUCUGACCUUGGAAUUGUGAGAUCUCUGAGGACAAAGCAGCAGAUACAGCCUCAGAAAAAGUCUGUCUACAUUGAAUUGGGAUCUGAUUCUUCUGAAGAUACAGUUAAUAAAGCAAGUUACUGCAGUAUGGGAGACCACGAAUUGUCACAAAUCACCCCUCAAGGAGCCAGGGUGGAAGCCAGUGUGAAUUCUGCAAAAAAGGGUGCUUGUGAGUUUUCUGAGAAGGAUUUAACCAAUAUCGAACAUCAUCAAUCCAGUAAUAAAGAUUUCACCACCACUGAGAGGCAUGCAACUGAGAAGCAUCCAGAAAAGUAUCAGGGUAUUUCUGUUUCAAACUUGCAUGCAAAACCAUGUGGCACAAAUACUCAUGCCAGCUUAUUACAACAUGAGAACAGCAGUUUAUUACUCACUGAAGACAGAAUGAAUGUAGAAAAGGCUGAAUUCUGUAAUAAAAGCAAACAGCCUGACUUAGCAAGGAGCCAACAGAACAGAUGGGCUGAAAGUAAAGAAACAUGUAAUGAUAGGCAGACUCCCAGCACAGAGAAAAGGGUAGGCCUGACUGCUGAUCCCACGUGUGGGAGAAAAGAACCGAAUAAGCAGAAUCCUCCAUGCUCUGACAGCCCCAGAAAUUCCCAAGGUGUUGCCUGGAUAACACUGAACAGUAGCAUUCAGAAAGUUAAUGAGUGGUUUUCCAGAGGUGAUGAAAUGUUAACUUCUGAUGACUCAUGUGAUGGGGGGUCCGAAUCCAAUGUUGAAAUGACUGGUGCAGUAGAAGUUCCAAAUGCAGUGGAUGGAUUUUCUGGUUCUUCAGAGAAAAUAGACUUAAUGGCCAGUGAUCCUCCUGCUUUAAUGUGCAAAAGUGAAAGAGUAUACACUAAACCAGUAGAAAGUAAUAUUGAAGAUAAGAUAUUUGGGAAAACCUAUCGGAGGAAAACAAGCCUCCCCAAUUUGAGCCAUGUGACUGAAGGUUUAAUUAGAGCGACGUCUGCCACAGAACCUCAGAUAGCUCAAGAGCGUCCCUUCACAAAUAAAUUAAAACGUAAAAGGAGAACUACACCAGGCUUUUGUCCUGAGGAUUUUAUCAACAAAGUAGAUUUGGCAGUUGUUCAGAACACUCCUGAAAAGAUAAGUGAGAGACCUGACCAAAUGGAUCAGAAUGGCCAAGUGGUGGGUAUUACUUAUAAUGCUCAUGGGAAUGAAACAAAACGUGAUUAUGCUCAAAAAGAGAAAAGUGCUAAGCUGACCAACUCACCAGAAAAAGAAUCUUUCAGCAUUAAAGCUGAACCCAUAAGUAGCAGUAUAAGCAAUAUGGAACUAGAAUUAAAUAGCCAUACUUCAAAAGCACCUAAGAAGAACCGGCUGAGAAGGAAAUCCUCUACAAAGCAUAUUCAUGCACUCGAACUAGUGGUCAAAAGAAAUCCAAGCCCUCCUAAUCAUACAGAACUACAAAUUGAUAGCUGUUCUAGCAGUGAAGAGAUGAAGGGAAAAAAUUCCAGCCAAAUGCCAGUAAGACACAUCAAAAGGCUUCAACUUAUGGAAGAGAAAGACCCUGCAACUGGAGCCAAGAGUAACAAGCCAAAAGAACAAAUUAAAAGAUUUGCCAGUGACACUUUGCCAGAACUAAAUUCAACAAGCAUACCUGGUUUUCUUAGCAAUAGUUCAAGUUCUAAUAAACCUGAAGAGUUUUCCACUCCUAGCCUUCAAAGAGAAGAACUAGAAGAGAACCUCAGAACAAAUCAAGUGUCUGAUAGUACCAAAGAUCUGCUAUUUAGUGGACAAAGAAGUUUGCAAACUGAAAGAUCUGAAGAGAGUACCAAUAUUUCAUUGGUACCUGAGACUGAUUUUGGCAGUCAGGAUAGUAUCUCACUACUGGAAACUGAUAUCCUAGGGAAGGCAAAAAAAGCACCAAAUCAGUGCUCAAGUCUGUGUACAACAAUUGAAAAUGCCAAGGAAUUUAUUCAUAGUUGUUCUAAAGAUACUAGAAAUGACGCACAGGGUUAUAAGGAUCCACUGAGAUACGAAGUUAGCCAUACUCAGGAGACAAGCAUAGAAAUAGAAGAGAAUGAACUUGAUACGCAGUAUUUACAGACCACCUUCAAAGUUUCAAAGCGUCAAUCAUUUGCUCUGUCUUCAAAUCCAGGGAAUUCAGAAAAGAAAUAUCCCCCAGACUCUACCCCUUCCAGGCCCUUAAGGAGACAAAAUCCAAAAUUCGCUCUGGAAUGUGAACUGAAAGAAGAAAAUCAGGGAAAGAAAGAGUCUAAAACCGAGCAUGUGCAGGCAGUACAUACAUUUGCAGACUUUACUUUGGCUUAUCAGAAAGAUAAGCCAUGUGAUUCUGCCAAAUGUAGCGUAAAAGGAGUCUCUAGGCUUUGUCAGUCAUCUCAGUUCAAAGGCAAUGAAACAGAAAUCAUUAUUGCAAAUAAACAUUUAAUUUUACAAAACCCAUAUCUUAUACCACCACUUUCUCCCGUUAGGUCAUCUGUUAAAGCUACAUAUAAGAAAAACCUGACAGAGGAAAAGUUUGAGGAACAUUCAUGGUCACCCGAAAGAGCAACAGGAAAUGGGAGCGUCAUUCAAAGUACAGUGAGCAUGGUUAGCAAAAAUAACAAUAGAGAAAACACUUUUAAAGAAGUCAGCUCAAGUAGUAUUAAUGAAGUAGGUUCCAGUACUAAUGAAGCUGGCUCUAGUGUUAAUGAAGUAGGUUCCAGUGGUGAAAAUAUUCAAGCUGAACUAGGUAGAAGCAGAGGACCUAAGUUAAAUGCCAUGCUAAGAUCAGGUCUUAUGCAACCUGAAGUCUAUAAGCAAAGUCUUCCUAUAAGUACUUGUAAACAUCCUGAAACUGAAAGACAAGGAGAAGAUGAAGGCAUAGUUCAGGUUGUUAAUACAGAUUUCUCUCCAUGUCUGAUUUCAGAUGACCUAGAACAACCUAUAGAAAAUAGUCAUGCUUCUCAGGUUUGUUCUGAGACGCCUGAGGACCUGUUAAAUGACAAAAUAAAGGAAAAUGAUAACAGCUUUGCUGACAGUGGCAUUAAGGAAAGAUCUGCUGUUUUUAGCAAAAGUUUCCAGAAAGAAUUCAGAAGCCCUAGCCUUUUAGACCAUACAUGUUUGGCUCAGGACCAUGGAAGAGGGAAAUUGGAGUCCCCAGAAGAGGAUAUGUCUAGUGAGGAUGAAGAGCUUCCCUGCUUCCAACACUUAGUAUUUGGUAAUGUAGCCAAUAUACCUUCUCAGUCUCCCAGAGAUCCUGCCACAGGGGGUUUAUCUACAAAAACAGAAGAGAGCCUAAUGUCAUUGAAGAAUACUCAUGGCAGUAACCAAGUUACAUUGGCAAAGGCAUCCCAGAAACAUCACCUUAAUGAAGAAGGAAAAUUUUCCAGUAGCUUAUUUUCUUCACAGUGCAGUGUAUUAGAAGACUUGAAUGCUAAUACAAGCUCUCUGGAUCCUUUCUCAAUGUUUGAUCCUCCCUCCAAACAAUCGAGGCAUCAGUCUGAAAAUGAAGAAGUUCUGAGUGAUAGGGCGUUGGCUUCAGAUGAUGAUGAAAGGGAAACUGACCUGGAAGAAGAUAAUUACCAAGAAGAGCAGAGUAUGGAUUCAAACUUAGGUGAAGCAGCAUCUGUGUAUGUGAAUGAAACAAGUCUCUCUGAAGAUGGUUCAAGACUGUCCUCUCAGAGCGAUAUUUUAACCACUCAGCAGAGGGAUACCAUGCAGGAUAACCUGAUAAAGCUCCAGCAGGAAAUGGCUGAACUGGAAGCUGUGUUGGAGCAGCAUGGGAGUCAGCCUUCUACCAGCUCCCCAUCCCUCACAGCCGCCUCUUGUGCCCCUGAAGACCUGCUAAAUCUGGAACAAAACACAGCAGAGAAAGCAGUAUUAACCUUAGAGAAAAGUAGUGAAUAUCCUAUGAGCCAGAAUCCAGAGAGCCUUUCUGCCAACAAGUUUCAAGUAUCCUUGGAUAAAGAACCAGAAAUAGAAAGGUCUUCCCCUUCUCAGUAUGUGCGCAGCCCCUCAAGAAUCCUUCAGAGCAGGCAUUGCCCAUCUCAAAAGGAACUCACUAACAUUGAUGUGGAGGAGCAACCACUGACAAAGUCUGAGGGCCAAGAUUUAAGGGAGCAGUCUAAUUUGCCAAGACAAGAUCUAGAGGGAACCCCUCAUCUAGAAUCUGGAACCAGCCUCUUCUCCAAUGACCCUGAAUCUGAGCUCUCUGAAGAAAGAGCCUCAGCACCAGCUCAUGUUUGUAGCCUGCCAGCUUCAACUUUUACCUUAAAAUUGCCCCCAUUUCAAGGUGCAGAAUUUGCCAAGAGUCAAGCUGUUGUUCAUAUUCCUAACACUGCUGGGUAUAAUGCAAGGGAAGAAAGAAUAAGCCUGGAGAAACACAGAGUCAACAAAAGAAUAUUUAUGGUGGCAUCAGGCUUGACCCCAAAAGAAUUUAUGCUUGUGCACAAGUUUGCCAGAAAACACCACAUCACUUUAACUAAUACAGUUACUGAAGAGACUACUCAUGUCAUUAUGAAAACAGAUGCUGAGUUUGUAUGUGAACGGACACUGAAAUACUUUCUGGGAAUUGCAGGAGGAAAAUGGGUAGUUAGCUAUUUCUGGGUGGUCCAGUCUAUUAAGGAAAGAAAGAUCCUGGAUGAGCAUAAUUUUGAAGUCAGAGGAGAUGUUGUCAAUGGCAGAAACCACCAAGGUCCAAAGAGAAGCAGAGAAUCCCAAGAUGGAAAGAUCUUCAGGGGCCUUGAACUCUGUUGCUAUGGACCCUUCACCAACAUGCCCACAGAUCAACUGGAAUGGAUGGUACGUCUCUGUGGGGCUUCUGUGGUGAAGGAGCCUUCGUCAUUCACCCUUGGUGAGGGCACUCACCCAAUUGUGGUCGUGCAGCCAGAUGCCUGGACAGAGGACAAUGGCUUCCAUGCAAUUGGUCAGAUGUGUGAAGCACCUGUGGUGACCCGAGAGUGGGUAUUAGACAGCGUAGCCCUCUACCAGUGCCAGGAGCUGGACACCUACCUGAUACCCCAGAUCCCCCCAAGCUGCUGAUUCUAGCCAACCAUACACAUAGGGCCAGUCUCCACAGGAUUCCAAGAAAUGAAUUUAAGUAAUGGCCUUUUUCCAGGCCUUGGGCAUUCCUCUUCAAUCUUUUCACAGUCCCAGUUACUAAAUAUUUUAUGCACAUCAGCCUGAAAAGAACUUCUGGCUAUGCAAGGGUCCCUUAAAGAUUUUCUGCUUCAAGUCACCCUUUGAAAAUCUGUCAUGAGUACAAAAUUGUGGUAAUUUUUCACCUGAAAAGAAUUUAAAACUAUUUAAACCCCACCAAUUGAGCAAGGUGCGGAUUCAUUAUAUAUCAGUGCUAUCUCUUGUACUGGGGCUGUUGGCUUAGAGCGAGAGGCACAGAGUAGCUAGCCUUAGGAGAAUAGCUAGUUUCUCUGAAUUUGUUUCUCUAAAAACCCUGUGUUCAAAGGCCAAGAGUUUGACCCUUUGAUGGAAGGCAAGCACUUGGGCAUCUGUUAUUAUGUGACUUAGAACAGUCCUUGGGCAGCUCUCAAUGUUGAACUGAAGCAUUGGGGAGGGAAUUCAGAGGCAGGGAAUGGAUAUAAAUAUGAAACUUCAGGGUAAGUCAGAGGAGAAGAGGAGUCAUGUUGAUUCUAAUCUCCAAAAGUCAGGGCUGUAUUGCUAAAGAAUUUCUUAGCACUGAUGUAUUAUAAAACAGCAGAGUCUUUUCAAGAGCUGGUGUCCAAAGAGAAUCUUCUAAUUCCCCAGUAGUAAUAAAUAAAAUGUUUAUUGUUGUAGCUCUGAUAUAUGUAACCCAUUCCUCUUGAAAUAUAAGUUAUCUGAUAUGAAUAUUUCAUGUCUGUAAAGUGACGGAUCCCACCAGGAAAGGAGCUGUUGCUUUCCUUGAGGUAAUUUUUUUCCCUUUACUCCCUAUUGCUGAACUGUACAGCUUCAUAAGUAAUUUUGUUUGCUGAAGGAAGAAAAAGUGUUUUUCUUAAACUCAUUAUCCAGAACUGUUUAUAACUGUUGGAAGGACUAGGUGGCCUCCCUUGGCCCCCCAGUUUGUGAGGGCAAUGCAGACUUGAUUGUAUUAAAUAUGUUUUCUAAAUGUUAUACUGUUAUACUGUUUACCUGCAAAUAAACUUGGUAGUAUACACC
Molecule: messenger RNA, 7587 nt
Organism: Talpa occidentalis (Iberian mole)
Lineage: Eukaryota; Metazoa; Chordata; Mammalia; Eulipotyphla; Talpidae
Gene: BRCA1
Product: BRCA1 DNA repair associated
Exons: 23
Coding region: 985-6477 (1830 amino acids)
Biological process (GO): positive regulation of transcription by RNA polymerase II; negative regulation of fatty acid biosynthetic process; dosage compensation by inactivation of X chromosome
Cellular component (GO): nucleus; BRCA1-A complex; plasma membrane
Molecular function (GO): DNA binding; zinc ion binding; ubiquitin-protein transferase activity
Source: RefSeq, a predicted model, not a curated record